GGCGCGACGCGAUUCGCACUCGUGCGUUCCAAAGAAACACCGUAUGAGGCUACAAAAUCAUUGAGUCAGAACACCUUAACGAAGUAACUUACAUUUAUCACACAGUUUUCGUGGCUCCCAGAUGUGCCUACUUUACCUUUAGUUUGGUUUUCUUGUACUUUACAGGCAAACAUGAAGCUUGCUUCCGGACCUGCUUGCCAGCAGCUCGGGCAGAUAGCCAUUCAGGUGAUCGGCUACGAAGUUAUCGGGCAGCAGGAUCAUGGAGGAAACAAUUUUGGAGCUACUGGAAGCUCCUACGCUCAACCAUUUGCUGCCAAACUUUCGUCCAUGCUAACGAACCUGCAGAACCGGGUCACCCAGUACGUCGUUUACGAAGUCGCAGUGGAGGCGGAAGGACUCAAAUGGACCAAAAAACUACGAUUUUCCCACUUUUCCAUGCUGUUGGAGUUACUGCAAAGCAGGUAAAGAUUUUUACACCUACUAGAGAUGUGCAUUUGAUGUACUAGAACUGCGUACUUUUUUUAUGUGCCUAGUUAGCACGGUUCAACGUCUCAUCUUCCUCCCAAGGACGUGUUCAUUAUUGUCGCUAAAAUGGCCACUCUUUAGGUACAACAACAUUCCAUCCGACCUUUUUCCACGCAAAACGCUGGUUCGCUCCGUGGAAGCGCAGCACCUGAACACCCGUGUGCGGCAGCUAAACGAGUUUUUUCUGGUGAUCUGUCGCAACCGACUCGACAUUUUGCGCACGUGCGUCGAGCUCUGGCAGCUGUUUGAUUUCCACGUGCAUGUCCCGGAUGUGUUUGGCGUCCCGAGUAGAGCACAAGCCUACGCCGGUGCAACGACAUCAUCAACCCUAGGACCGUCCCCUAGUUCGUCGUCAACCUCGACCUCCGUUGGUGGACUGCUGUACCAAGAAUCUGUUCCGGCCCUCACCUCCACUGUGAAAGAUGCGUUUUUCGGGGUCAAAGACUUCCACCUGGACACGUCGCAGUCACUGUUGAUUCUUGCGACGAACGACUACAGCAUGCAGUCGAAGCUCUCCGUCGCCGCGGAGGGAGGCUGGCGCGUGAUGAAGGAGGGGGUUGCGCGGUUCUGGGGCGAGGUCUCGUCCCAAGCCACUGGCGGAGGGAGCGUGCAGCGGCAGCACAGCAAUCCACAGAACUCCUCCGUGAACAAUCCGAUGUAUUGGCAAACGGCUUCCCCAAGCUGGCUCAACACGGCCGCGGAUCAACCCGGUCCGCAUCAGCAACAGUCGGGACCAGACGUGGAUUUUCAACAGCAGCAACUACUCCCGCCAACGUCACAAGCGUCCCCCGUCGCAGGAGUUUCUUCCUCCUCUACUUCCAUGAAGAAUCCGCCGUCGUGGCGGGUGUCGCUGCACCAUUCGGACGACCGGCCGAUGUCGGCGCUCACCUGCUACAAGGGGUCGAAGGAGUAUCACUUUGACCAGCAGUGGCGCGUGCAUUUUCAGUCCCAGAUUCAGUGCUUUUGCGCCCGGGACAACUUUUCCUUCGUCGGGUUGAAAGACGGCACGGUCGGGGUCGCGAGCCUCGUUCUCGAAGCGAAGGAACGGCGAGACACGGCGCUGCUGCCGAGGUUUGUGCACGCGGCACCAAUUUCGGCCAUUGGCUGUGCCCCGGAACUGGAGAUGUUGAACAGCGGUGGUUCGUCUGCCGCGGGCGGGAGUUCUGGGAGCUCCCGGUGUGCGAUGAUGGUUUACACUGGGACCGUCGACGGGAAGAUCUCGGUGUAUUCCUGCAGCCAGUCGCGCAUACUCGCGGAGCUUCUGUUGCCGCUGUCCGAGGUGGGAAGCUCCGCGACAGUGCAGUACUACGCGACCGUGAUGAAGGUACAACUACAAGUUGUACGUAGAUGAUGUACUUCAUCCCAAUAAAAAAUGCGACUCGAAUAUGAAUGAGUGAAGAGGCUGAGGCAUAAAGAUCUGCAAAGCCGUUGCUACUUCGCAACAAGAGGUACUUCCUAAGUGCGACGAGAGGCAUAUGCCACUGAUAUCGAUGGAGAUACGACGGAAAUUGAUAUUGAAGUAAAGGUCAUACAAAAGCUACACGACAACUACUAGGUUCACGGGCGCUACCUCUUUGUGGGCACGAAUUUGGGCAGCGUUGUGAUUUUCACCGGAGUUGGGAGUACCAGUUUGCAGCUGCACCGCACCCUCGUUGCCGACCACGUGCGGGAAAGCAAUGGCUUGGCGAUCGAGUCACUCUGGCACUCGCCAGUCGCCGUGCGGGACCUGUUGCUGUACCCCGUGCAGCUUGAUGAACGAGAAACGGGAAGCUUGUACACCAAUGCAAACAACCCAACUAGUACAACUUCUCUCGACCACCAGGAAUUCCAGCCGGGACAGAAACUGCAGGACCUUCCGCUUGGCGUCCAGCAUGAUAGUGCGACAACGUCAAACACAGCCCUGGCGAGGCCGCAGAAGUCGCCUGAUGUCGAUCCGAACCUGCGGCUCUUCGUGGCGCUCCGCGACGGGAUUCAAGUGUGGCUGUUUCCGGAGUGCCGACAGGUUGGCUACCAGAGCAAGAACCGCGACGCGUCGCAGGCGGACAGCAGCGUCGUACGGUGCAUCACCUUGCGGGAAAGCACACGGGAACUGCUCGUCGGUUUUGACGACGGUACUGUUGCCAGCUACGAUUUAGAGUCGAGCCACCAGUUGUCGGCCUUUCCCGCGCAUUUCGACGAGGUGAAAGGGAAUAAAACGAGUUUCACAGAACAAUUACGGCAAAGCACGAACGCCAUAUACAACAACACCUCGGGAGCCGCGGUUGCGCACUUGCAAAAUAGCCGGACCACGAGCAGUUCAAGUGGUCCUUCUACCGCCGAGCAGAUGAGUGUUAUGGACCAGCAGGCGCAGCAGGCGUUUGGCCACUACGGCUGCGGCACACCGGUCACGCGAAUCGAGGUCAUUCCGAACACGGAUUUUCUUCUCACGAGUGGCAAGGACCGGUGCUUGAAAAUAUGGCGGUGUCCGGACGGCGAAAAUGCAACGGGGUCUAUCAGUAGAACCCACGCAGAACAGCGGGCUAUGGACGCCGUGCAGUGGGCCUUGGACCGCGGUCCCGGACCUCCGGGCUUUGGAGGGGGAAGUAGUAGUAGUGCGGGGGAAGUGGGGGUUGCAGCGUCGAGAGGUGGCGCAGGUAGUUCAGCGUAUCCCACGGUGCACCCGCCAGUGCUUACAACUAUGCCAUUGCCCGUGCGAGAUGAGUACAUUAGCUGAGUCUAGUACUCAAUCAGAGUAGUGAAGUGCAGCGACAUAGCAUUAUAUUAAGCGCCAUGAAAUCGUUUGUCGACUUGCAUCUUCUACUCGAGGUUGGUUUAGUCCGAGAUGUUUUUUUUCCAUGGUCACUGUGUAUGUGUUCUGCAGAAGGGCAGUGAGACUUUUUUUGAAGAUAUUGUUUGGUAUUGUUUCGAAGCAU
Messenger RNA from Amoebophrya sp. A120, 3437 nucleotides. Lineage: Eukaryota; Dinophyceae; Syndiniales; Amoebophryaceae. The record is from the annotation of a GenBank genome assembly.